Molecule: messenger RNA, 1438 nt
Organism: Exophiala viscosa
Lineage: Eukaryota; Fungi; Ascomycota; Eurotiomycetes; Chaetothyriales; Herpotrichiellaceae
Exons: 2
Coding region: 188-1150 (320 amino acids)
Biological process (GO): transcription initiation at RNA polymerase II promoter
Cellular component (GO): transcription factor TFIID complex
Source: RefSeq, a predicted model, not a curated record
CGCCGCCGCGCUCGGAUCAGUCCACCUUCUGUAUUGUCUCCGACUGCGACAGCGCAGUGUCUCUAGUCUCUAGGUCACUCAUAACAUUUCAUGUCGUCCCCAGCUUCCCACCUGUGCGCAAUACAGUGACCCGACGGCUCCGUCAGUCCAUUUCCUCUCGUCACUACAUAUGCCGUCGCGAUUCUAGAUGUCUUCAUAUUCACCGAGACGAAAGCAACCAUACCAUCACCAUCAUGUCAUGCGACACAAGGCACAGUCUGUGCCUACGCAAGAACCGGCGCUGGUUGAACAAGAGAUAGUCGACGAGUUGGUUUCACAAUGUGUCAAGAGGAUAUGCAUAGGAGAAGCGGCAAAACAGGAUAUUACAAGCCCUCUGAUCGAGCCUGCCGCUCUCGAAUCACUCAUGGCGUUGUUGGAAGAAUACAUGCUCAAAAUUCUCUCCAUGGUCCGUCGAUCGAUGCUAGCCGCCCGACGAACAGUCCCAAUCGCUGCCGACUUUGACACAGCAAUCGACGUACUCGACGUUCCCCGACCCGAUGACCAGCUUAGACCGUAUGCUUCUCAGCCGUCUGUCAAUAGGCCCCUACUACCUACUCCUCCCCCCGAGGAUGUGUUCCAUAACACUGUCGAGCUUCCUGCUACCUUCCUCGGGCCAGAGUUGGACGGUCAUGGCGAACUCAAGAAGUUCUCUUUCAACACCCGGGUCCUGCCGGAGCUGCCUUCUGCGCAUACGUUCAAGGAUACGCCUGUGUAUCCUUACCGCGAGAAUGAUACUCGGAGAAUCAGAGAGUUAGCAACAAAGGAAGGCAAGCUGGGUGAGCAGGCGUUGCGGAAGUUGGCCGGCGCAGUCAAGCUUGAUGCGACGCAUCCUCUUGAGUUGGAGGCCACGAAACGAAGAUCCAAGAUCACACAGCGAAAACGCUGGAAGGACACCGUCGAUGUCUCGGAAGAAGCUGUCUUCGAGGAGACGUUACGAGAUCUUCUGGCGAAAGAGCCUGGAGGAUUUGAGCUGGGACCGAUUGUGACUUGCGAAAAGUCGUAUCGAAUGCCAGAUGAUGUGCAGGUGAAGAGGCGCGCGGCAGUAAACGAGGCCGGCUCGACUCAACCUGCGAGGGUGAUGCAUUCCUCCUCGAACCUGGAGUUGUUUUGAGGUCAGAUCUCGUGUUUUUGAUAGCGUUGGCGUUGGUGGUCGGCAAACGCAUAGCAGAUAUGCAUAUGAUACCCAGUGCGAGGCUCAUUCUCCGGACCAGAAAUACUCCUUAUAUCUAGCAAAGGCGCUUUUCGUUAGUUCUGUGUCGACAGUACCUUCUUCUUUGUUGCUCAUCCCGGCCGUUGGUCGUGAGCUCGUCAGCGGCUUCCAUGCGUUCUGGCCUUCCCACGCUGUGGUUUCUACGUGAAAGACCUUGCCCUUCUUCUCGCACCUGCAAUAUUCGUCAGA